AGGCAGUUGCGUGAAUGGAAGAGUAAUGUCCAGUGUUUUAUUCCAGCUGUACACUGAGGUUCAGGCACGUAGGGGAGGAAGCGGCAUGGCCAUGGACAACCACCAAUAUGCCAAACAUGACCCGGGGAACCACAGCAACCCCAUUUUUAAGCCUGUCCAUCACAGCAACAAUCACCAUGGAGGUUUCCAUCCGCCGCAUCACCACGGCUACUCCACCGGCCAUCAGAACGGUGUUUCGGAGAUCGGAGACUUGCUGCAGGAUUACCUGGGCCAUGGGAAUCUUGCUAGUCGGAGGAACAACAGCGCCCGCCACGUGGUAAGAGGACGAUGGAUAUUUGAUGACGAGAGGGGUAUGUGGCACACUCACAAAAUACAUGUUUUCAUCUUUCAGCACUUCAGUGACACCAUCAAGGUGAGUCGGGAUGUCCCCUUACACCAGGACGACGGUAAAAGACGAGCAGGAAAUCAAAGGAUGGCCCAUGAGCAGUUUUUGGGCGGUUUUGAAGAGUUGGAAAAUCGAAAGAACCGAGUGUCCUACACCAAGAGUUGCUCCAACAAAGAGAACUCGGGUUCCAAGCCGCCUCUUGGCCAGAAGGACGCUCCUGUUGCACACUCGCGGUCCACCGCUCAGCCCCCGACUGCGGAAUCACCGGCCCUGGACAGGAAGUCGUACAGUCCAAGCAUCCUCAGCGACCGCAAGUGCGGAAGCCCCUUGGUUGUCAGGAAGUUUGAAGCCAUGCUGCAGGAGAACGAGGGCAAAACGCUCACUGACGCAGGAAUGGCGACACCAGAGGUGAAGUGUGCCACCCCAGGGUGCCAGCGAAGGGGGGGCGCUGGAAGGGCGCCCGUCCAGAAAUGCUAUGCGGAUUCCGAAGCACUGACGGCAGAGGUGGAACACAGCCAGCAGUGGGGGUUUAACCUGCGAAGAGGAUCCUACAGUGGUUCUAAAGGAUCCUACUCAAGCCCGCAGCAGUGCCAGUCCAGAUCACAGGUGCCGGGGAGCCUGAGGACCAGACCCAGAUCCAACAGCGCAACAGCGAGGAAGCCCGCAUCCCAUCAUGGGGAUCCUCAGAAGAUCCAGAGGGGCAGGUUAGGAAACCAUCCAGGCUGUGGCACAGAUGAGGGACUCAUUGAGCUGCUGGACAUGCUGGAGAUCCAACACGAGUACAGUUCUAGAGCUGGACACGCAGCCUACAAAACACAAUCGCAGGAGGUAAACCCACCUCAGUGGUCCGAAGAGCCCAAAAGGAGUUUCUCUCGUCCCGCUCGGCCGGCCAAUCAGCGUCCUCCUUCUAGAUGGGCCAGCCGCACACCCGCUGCUAGGAUUGUCGCCCCGUCGGGCCCGAUGUACCGUCCCCCAAGUCCUCUAGUGCGCUCUCCGAGCCCAAAGACCAGAACCCCGAGCCCCGCCCUCAAACACCGUCCAAUCAUUUCCUACUCGCUCCCGACAGAGACAGUCAUCAUGUGAUAGCCAUUCAUCUUCUUUCCAUCCAUGCCACAUUCUCUGUAAAUAGGAAGGACUGUGCCAUGAGGGCAGACGACAUUCUCCUUUCUUGCUGUGCUUCUUCACUUGGUCAACACAUUAGCUUUUUCUUUAGCCGCUGCUCCUCUUUAAUCCACGUCUUUUUUUAUGUGAACUUCUUUCAUGUCUAUUUAUAAACGAUGGGAUGUUGCAUCAUGGAGCCCCAGUUGUAGGGGCAGCAGCCUGCUACUACUACCUGCUAACCAAACAGCGUGAUUUAGUUUUAUGUUGUCAGUCAUAUAUUUCACAUGUUCACUCUGGUAUGACUUCAUGUAUUUUUUUCUUUCUUGGUAAUAAAUAUAACAGUGAUUUAAAGAAAAUAAAAGCCUCUUU
Messenger RNA from Doryrhamphus excisus (bluestripe pipefish), 1855 nucleotides. Lineage: Eukaryota; Metazoa; Chordata; Actinopteri; Syngnathiformes; Syngnathidae. The record is from RefSeq and is a predicted model, not a curated record.